This is a messenger RNA of Salvelinus fontinalis (brook trout), 2443 nucleotides long. RefSeq names its product probable G-protein coupled receptor 63. The transcript is spliced from 2 exons. Gene Ontology annotation, molecular function: G protein-coupled receptor activity. Bases 674 to 1933 code for a protein of 419 amino acids. Lineage: Eukaryota; Metazoa; Chordata; Actinopteri; Salmoniformes; Salmonidae. Gene Ontology annotation, cellular component: membrane. The record is from RefSeq and is a predicted model, not a curated record. Gene Ontology annotation, biological process: G protein-coupled receptor signaling pathway.
UACCGACAGAGAUUUUAGUGACGCAAUAUUAGAGCCUACGGUGGACCCUGACAGUGGAAAUCAAAAUGAUCGUUCUCAGGAUAACAGAAAGAUUAGGGUAGAGCUAUAGCAAAGAAUAUCAAAUGACAGACAAUCAACUUGUUUAAAGCCCGUUUUGAGUCAUGAUUUUGUCUUGUAGGCCAUUAGGCCAAUCCAGCAGUUUUUUUUUUGUUGCUGCGAAAUCAAUUCCCUGCUAAACAAAGCUAUAACGAUACGCGGAGGAGCUAUAUUUUACUUCACUGCUUUUGUUGAAUUGUGUAGGUGGCAUUCGCCGUUUCUCGCUCUGUAAACAAUAUUAUUUGAUUAGACUUGUUAAUUAGCGUGCAAUGAGAGAUGAAUACACCUCGAAUAUGUAGUUGUGACGUCUGACUUCGAGGAAUUACAAAAAGCAUCUGGACAGCGAGAUGGAUCAACAGAAAGACUAUAUGAAACAAGCAGCGUGAAAGGGUCUGUCUUAACUGAAACCCAAUAACGAUAUUGGUCAACCUGAGACUUUGGAAGGAAAAAGGAUCUCUCCUCCAUGCUAAGAUGCUGGCUUCUUCAGGACUAAGAAAUGCAUACGAGGUAUCAUGUUUGGCGAGAGAAGAGCUCCAGUAACAAUGCCUAAACCCAAGCCUGCACCCCUUGGGGAAGAAUGGUUUACUCCACUGUCGUUCCCCCUGUGGAGGCAGGGGAGUUCAACAAUGCCAGCCUCUGCUGCCUCGUCAUGAGGCUGCUGAACCUCUCUGACCACCUCCUCCAGGGCCAACCUGACAUGGAAGACAUGUCCAUGCAAAACAGCUCCAAUGGCAUCUCCUGGUCACCUCUGGACCUGGGCACAGUCACGCCAACAUCUGAGGCCCAGGAUAGUGUGCAGGGCGUCAGCCUGCCCCUCCAGGUGUUCUUCUGCAUGGCCAUGGUCUCCAUCCUGCUGGUGGCCUUCCUGGGGAACGUGGUGGUGGUUCUGAUGGUCUACCAGCGUGCUGCCAUGCGAUCUGCCAUCAACAUCCUAUUGGCCAGCCUGGCCUUCGCAGACAUGAUGCUGGCUGUCCUCAACAUGCCCUUUGCCCUGGUUACUGUGGUGACCACACGCUGGAUUUUCGGGGAUGUUUUCUGCCGAGUGUCGGCAAUGUUCUUCUGGCUCUUUGUCAUAGAGGGCAUGGCUAUCCUGCUUAUAAUAAGCAUAGAUCGGUUCCUGAUCAUAGUCCAGAAACAGGACAGGUUGAGUCCCCACAGAGCCAAAGUGUUCAUAGUCAUCACUUGGACUCUCUCCCUCUGUUUCUCUUUCCCACUAGCCACAGGUCACCCUUCUCUCCAGAUCCCCUCUAGAGCUCCACAGUGUGUGUUUGGCUACACCAGCGAGCCGGGGUAUCAUGCCUACGUGUUGCUCCUCAUGAUGGCCUCCUUCUUCAUCCCCUUCAUGGUCAUGUUGUACACUUUCAUGGGGAUCCUGAACACCAUCCGACACAACGCUGUGCGCAUCCACAGCCACCCGGACAGCAUCUGCCUUAGUCAGGCCAGCAAGCUGGGCCUCAUGAGCCUGCAGAGGCCCUUCCAGAUGAACAUAGACAUGAGCUUCAAGACACGUGCCUUCACCACCAUACUCAUCCUCUUCUCGGUGUUCACCAUGUGCUGGGCGCCCUUCACCGCCUACAGCCUGGUUUCCACCUUCAGCAGCCCCUUCUACCACAAGGCCAACUUCUUUGAAGUCAGCACCUGGCUCCUUUGGUUGUGCUACCUCAAGUCGGCCCUCAACCCUCUCAUUUACUACUGGCGGAUCAAGAAGUUCCGCGAUACAUGCCUUGACCUGAUGCCCAAGUACUUCAAGUUUCUCCCUCAGCUGCCCGGCCACACGAAGCGGCGUAUUCGACCCAGCGCUGUGUACGUGUGUGGGGAGCAUCGCUCUGUGGUCUGACUUGGAGGACACGGACUUCACUGCCAUGUAGGUUUUGUUCGACCAUUUAUCCAAUUUGCUCUCACCAGUCAAAUACAUGAGGAGUUGGGAUUGCUGUUUCGACAAGGACAGUAUAUUUUAGCUGUGUUGAACUUGUUUACAAAGCAUGUAAAUUAACUGCUUCUGUGGUUUUGAUUAUGGUGAAAGGCAGCCAGGCUAUUCCAUUUUUUUCAUUGAUAUUUCUGUUUGUUUUGUGCCUAUUAAUUAGUCUAUGCCAGUCAGAAUGCUGCUACAUCUGCUGAAAAUGUGCUAUUUCAGUGUACUGCACUUAGGCCUCUCUUGAAUGUAAUAAAACAUUUACAUUUCUUACCAUGUUUAUACAGUCUUUGGCAUUUACUUCUGGUUUGGUUUACUUCUUUAUAUCUCAUGUUAGAUUUUAGACUUAUACUGUACUUCUGCAAUUAUACUAUGGUUUACACACGUCAUAAAAAAAGGCAAAGAAAAUAAAAAAGUUCCUUAGCAACCCACUAA